AGAAGCAAAGGCCAGAUGUGCAAAAUGUCCGUCUUAUCUCUGCUGCUCGCCUCGGCUCUGCUCUCCGUGACCACGGAGCUGGGAGAAGGAGCUGGCGCCCAGGAGGAUAGAGCCGUGUGUGCGGGGAUGAGCGGGAUCCCGGGGACCCCUGGGCAGCACGGGGCCCCUGGGAGGGACGGCAGGGACGGGAAAGACGGUGUGAUGGGAACACCUGGAGCUAAGGGAGACCGCGGGGCUUCAGGUGACAAAGGCGUGCAAGGGGAGCCAGGUCUCCCGGGAAAGCUGGGCCCUCUUGGCCAAUCAGGGCCCAUGGGGCCUCCAGGAAUCCCAGGUGAGAAGGGCGAACGAGGCGGCAAAACAGAGAAUGGCGUGGGGCCCAGGUCAGCCUUCUCGGCAAAGAUUGUGCUUUCCACACCGGCAACCGGAUGCCCCAUGAAGUUUGACGUCAUCAUCACCAACCCACAGGGGCACUACAACCCCAUCACAGGAAAGUUUACUUGUGCAUCCCCCGGCACCUACUACUUCACCUUGUUUAUGCACUCAAGUGCCAGUGGCCAUCUCGUGGUUAUGAUAAUGAAAAAUGGGCAAUUGAUAUCCAAUGUAUGUGCCAGCCCAGACGAGGAAAUUGGCGGUAGCGUCGUGCUGAGCCUCGAGACGGGAGAUCAGGUAUGGCUCGAGAUGAAAGCUCCAUACACCCAUUUGCGAAAUAACGAAAACAGGGACUCGCUGUUUAGUGGCUUUCUCCUUUUCCCCGACUGA
Molecule: messenger RNA, 759 nt
Organism: Lethenteron reissneri (Far Eastern brook lamprey)
Lineage: Eukaryota; Metazoa; Chordata; Hyperoartia; Petromyzontiformes; Petromyzontidae
Product: complement C1q subcomponent subunit C-like
Molecular function (GO): protein binding
Source: RefSeq, a predicted model, not a curated record